Messenger RNA from Cladophialophora bantiana CBS 173.52, 2469 nucleotides. RefSeq lists its product as uncharacterized. NCBI's taxonomy places the organism in Eukaryota, Fungi, Ascomycota, Eurotiomycetes, Chaetothyriales, Herpotrichiellaceae. Bases 1 to 2469 code for a protein of 822 amino acids. Gene Ontology annotation, molecular function: beta-glucosidase activity. Gene Ontology annotation, biological process: glucan catabolic process. The record is from RefSeq and is a predicted model, not a curated record. The transcript is spliced from 11 exons.
AUGGGUGACGCCGGCCAUCGGCUGGAGUCGAUUCUCCAUCAUUUGACUCUUCCUGAGACGAUCUCACUACUCUCUGGGAAAGACACAUGGCAUACAGUGUCCAUCCCUCAUCGAGGUAUUCCGUCUAUCCGUGUUUCAGAUGGCCCAAGCGGAGUGCGAGGGCGCCGCACCUUUCAAGCUUCACCGACAACAUGUUUUCCCUGUCCAAUUGCGCUAGCUUCAACAUGGGACGUCAACCUGAUGAAAGAGAUCGGGACCCAGAUGGCAGGGCAAGCAAAAGCACAAGGUGUCCAUGUGAUACCGACUCCCACAAUCAACAUUCAGCGAUCUCCUAUUGGAGGAAGGAAUUUCGAGUCCUUUUCAGAGGACCCGGUGCUCUGUGGCUUGCUAGCCUCCAGCCUUGUCUGUGGUAUUCAACAUGAAGGCAUUGCAACAACAGUGAAGCACUUGGUAUGCAAUGACCAAGAAAGCCAGCGCAAAAAAAUCGAUGUCAUCGUCGAGGAAAGAGCCUUAAGAGAGAUCUAUCUCAAGCCAUUCCAGAUGGUGGUAAGGAAUGCUCAGCCUUGGGCUAUCAUGGCGGCAUAUAAUCGCGUGAAUGGGCUCCACGUUAGUGAAAACCCUCAUCUUCUUGAGAAGGUUCUUAGGAGUGAAUGGGGCUGGGAUGGAGCUAUCGUAUCUGACUGGUUCGCAACCUAUUCAACCUGCGAGGCUCUAAACACCGGUCUCGACCUUGAAAUGCCAGGUAAGACGGAAUGGAGAGGUAAACUGGUUUUGAGAUCGCUGCAUGCUGGCAAACUUGAACCUCCAGUCCUCCAGCAAAGAGCACGAAAUGUCCUUAACCUCGUUGAUAAAACGCGUGUAUCAGGUGUCCCUGAGGACGCUGAAGAGUGGGAAAACAACACCCCUGAAGUGAGAGAAGCAAACAGAAAGGCUGCGACUGAAUCAGUUGUGUUGCUGAAGAAUGCUGCAAAGCUCCUUCCAAUUAAGACACCUGGCCGCGUCGUGAUAAUUGGACCCAACGCCAAGGAAGAGCUGUACUGUGGAGGUGGAAGCUCAACGGUAUUCCCUUACUACUACGUCACUGCAUAUGACGGCAUCAAAAGGGCUCUGGAACUGCAGAGUCCAUCUAGCGAGCUAGCAUUUGCUCAAGGUUGUUACAAGCACGCACUGCUUCCGGUUCUGUGCACAGAGUCUGCAGAUGGACAGAAGGGGCUGGAUUUGCAGUUUUUUGAUCGUGACUUCACACAAACAUCAAAUGCUCAAAAAGUUGCAGAAACUCAUUCGUUCACCUGGAGGCUUGUUUUUCUCGACAGUUUGCCGAAGGCAGCUCUUCCUUCAGUAUAUGGUCGCUUGAGAGGAAUGUAUACAGGGCCAAGUGAUGGCGACUUCGAAUUUGGCGUUGUCACCACGGGCAGAGCAAAGCUCUACAUCGAUGGAGUCGCCCUUGUAGACAAUUGGACCAAACAAGAAAGAGGAAAUCACUUCUUUGGACUUGGCACUAAAGAAGUUCGCGGGACGAUUAAUUUGACAGCGGGGCGCCAGUACGAGGUCGUCACUGAGUAUUCCAAUAUAAGCACUCUUUCCGACAGAACUGCGGCUGAUCUAGCUGGUGGCAUCUUGCGAUUAGGGGUGUGCCAAGUUAUCAGCCCCGAGGCACUCCUCAACGACGCACUUGAAGCUGCGGCUUUAGCUAAUACGGUAAUAUGCUGCGUUGGAACAGAUCAGGAACAUGAAAGUGAAGGCUGGGAUCGGAAGAACAUGAAAUUACCUGGAUCACAAGAUCAACUUGUCCAAGCGGUGUUGAAGGCGAACCCGGGGACCGCUUCUACAGUGGUUCAAGAAUGGUUCAUGGGGAGUGAACUGGGCAAUGCCUUAGGAGAUGUUCUCUUUGGCAGAGUCUCUCCCAGUGGCAAGCUCUCUGUAACUUUCCCGCGACGGCUAGAGCAAAACCUAUCGUAUGGCAACUUCCCGGGCGAAAACGGUCGGGUGAGGUAUGCUGAAGGCGUAAUGGUUGGUUACAGACACUACUCCACCCGACACAUACCCACUCUAUUUCCUUUUGGCCACGGUCUGUCAUUCACGGAAUUCAAGUACAGCGAGCUUUUGUUCGAAGGUGACAACGUGCUGCGCCCUGAUGGAGUUGUGUCGGUGUCUCUCACACUUACGAAUAUUGGAGAUUUUACCAGCCACGAGAUUGUUCAGCUCUAUGUGUCUGCCCUCACUAGCUCGACGUUUCGCCCGCUUCUAGAAUUGCAAGGCUUUCAUAAAGCUCGGGACGUGCAAUCUGGAGAAAGCCGUAAAAUGACAUUCAAUAUCGACAAGUACGCGGUGUCAUGUUAUGAUGAAAGGCAAGAGAAUUGGAUGGCAGAAGCUGGCAAAUAUCGCGUGUCCGUUGGGGCUUCCGUGGAGGACCUGAGGCUGGCUACUUUCAUCCAGGUGCCGGCCACUUUCCACUGGUCAGGAUUGUAG